Messenger RNA from Physella acuta, 846 nucleotides. Its product is annotated as mitogen-activated protein kinase kinase kinase 2-like. Gene Ontology annotation, molecular function: GTP binding; protein kinase activity; ATP binding. NCBI's taxonomy places the organism in Eukaryota, Metazoa, Mollusca, Gastropoda, Physidae. Gene Ontology annotation, biological process: protein phosphorylation. The record is from RefSeq and is a predicted model, not a curated record.
AUGGCUGAAAAGAUCUCAAUAGAAAAUAACGAUGAUUCGCUACAGAAAACUAUUGGGGUAUUUGGUGAAGAUUGGGUGAAGUGUGACCCAAUUGGCAGUGGAGGUUUUGGCACAAUUUAUUUGUUAAAGUCUGUGAAAGACAACAGUGAACCAAAAUACGUUGUGAAAGAAAUACUUGGCUUCGAAAACAACGAACAUAAAAAAAACUGUGAAGUGAAGUACACACUGGUGUUGGUUGGAAUAUGUCGCCAAGGUAAAAGUGCUUCUGGUAAUACAUUGUUGGGAAGUCGAGUGUUUCACGAGUACAACGGUUAUAAUCCAGGAACAUUAAAUGUUUGUAAAGGUAAAGCAAAAAUACAAGGAGAGUUGUUUGAGGUUUUUGAUAAACCGGAUUGGGAGAAGGGUGACCCAAUUGGCAGUGGAGGUUUUGGCACAGUUUACCUGGUGAAGUCUUUGAGAGACAACAGUGAACCAAAAUAUGUUGUGAAAGAAAUACUUGUCUUUGAAACCAGCGAAAAUAAACAUUUUGUGGGCUCGCUGAAGGAAUAUUCGAAGAAGAAAAAAGGUCUAGGAGAAGAAGAGACAAGACGGUUUACAAGACAAAUCUUAGAAGGGCUGGCUUUUUUACAUGAACAUAACAUUAUACAUCGCGAUGUGAAAGGGGCCAACGUGUUAAUGGAAGAUGAAAGUCAUGUCAGACUUACAGACUUUGGGAUUUCAAAAAUUCUCCAAGAUGUUUCUAGUACAUCAACGUCCGGUGUCGGCACGGAAAGAUGGAUGGCACCAGAGGUCAUGAAUACACAAGCAAGCAAAUUGAAAUAUAACGAAAAGGCAGAUAUAUGGUAA